GCUCCGCAGCCACCAAAAAAAGGCCGGACAGACACUUCAGAGCGUUGUAAACUCGCAAUGAUCACAACCUGAGCAGUAUCCAAUCUGUUCUUCGUCUGUAAGUACGAAGAAGUCAGCAGAGCAGGAGUAGAUGUCUCCUUACAUGCUUGCCGCCGCCGCCGGCGUGCUUAUCGUCUUGCUCUAUGUCGUCAAGAACCGUAGGCGCGGCAAGCUCCCGCCGUCGCCCCCGUCGCUGCCGCUGAUCGGCCACCUCCACCUCAUCGGCCGCCUCGCACACCGCUCCUUGCACGAGCUGCAACUUCGCUACGGCGGCGGCCUCCUCUUCCUGCAGCUCGGGCGCAGGCGGACGCUGGUCGUGUCCACUGCCGCGGCGGCCGCAGACCUGUUCAGGAACCACGACCUCGCCUUCGCCUCCCGCCCGCGCAGCGUGGGAGGGGAGAGGCUCAUGUACGGCUGCAAGAACGUGUCCUUCGCGCCGUACGGUGAGAGCUGGCGCAGGGGCAAGAAGAUCGCCGUAGUCCACCUCCUCUCCCCGCGCCGUGUGGAGUCGUUCGCGCCCGUGCGCGCCGCCGAGGUGGCCGCGCUCGUCGCGCGGGCCCGCCGCGCCGCGGAGGCGGGGGAGGCCGUGCAGCUGAGGGAGCUCCUGUACGGCUACACCAACGCGGUGGUCACCCGCGCGGCGACCGGUGCCGCCGGGGCGACGGCCGAGAAGCUGAAGCAGCUGAUGGGGAACUCAGCGGCGCUGAUGGCGGGCUUCCAACCGGAGGACGUGCUGCCGGACGCGCCGGCGAGGUUUGUGAGAUGGGCGACGGGCCUCGAUAGGAAGAUAGACGACAUGGCCGAGGCGUGGGACAAGUUCCUGUCGGAGAUAGUGGCCGCGCACAAGGAGAAGGGGGCCGGCGUUGCAGGGGAGGAGGACGAGGACUUCUUGGACGUCUUGCUCCGGCUGAGGGAAGAAGGCGCCGACGGACUCGAGCUCACAGACGAUCGCAUCAAAUCCACCGUCGAGGACAUGAUAGCCGCGGCAACUGAAACAUCAUCACAGACGCUGGAAUGGACCAUGGCAGAGCUCGUCGCCAACCCCCGGGUGAUGGCCAAGCUCCAGGACGAGAUCGCACGAGCCGCCGCCGCCGAUGAGCCUGCCAUCGCGGAAUCGGACUUGAACAAGAUGGGAUACCUGAAGGCGGUGUUCAAGGAGGUGCUCCGGCUCCACGCGCCGGCGCCGCUCCUCGUCCCGCACGAGUCAACGGCGCCCGCGGUCGUGCAGGGCUACGAGAUCCCGGCCAAGACCUCGCUCUUCGUCAACGUGUGGGCGAUCGGGCGGGACCCCGCUGCGUGGGACGCGCCGGAUGAGUUCCGGCCGGAGCGGUUCGUCGGCGGCAGCGCCCCGUUGGACUUCAGGGGGACCGACUACCAGCUCAUCCCGUUCGGCGCCGGCCGGAGGAUCUGCCCCGGCAUCAACUUCGCGCUGCCGGUCUUGGAGCUCGCGCUCGCCAGCCUCCUGCGCCACUUCGACUGGGAGCUCCCCGCCGGCAUGCGCCCGGCCGACCUCGACAUGGGCGAGGCGCCGGGGCUGACGACGCCGCGGCGGGUUCCCCUUGUCCUAGUCCCCAAGUGCAAGACGCUCGCUUAGCCACAGCACUGCAGUAAUAAUCAACUAGCACUAGCUUUUUUAUGCAAAUAUUUAGAUAUUUAUUUCAAAGUAAAUAAAUAUAAAUAAUUGUAUUUAGUCGUGUCAUGGUAACAUGCCAAUAUAUUAUCAUAUAUUAUAUUGUUAUA
This is a messenger RNA of Setaria italica (foxtail millet), 1779 nucleotides long. RefSeq names its product cytochrome P450 71A1. The record is from RefSeq and is a predicted model, not a curated record. Gene Ontology annotation, molecular function: iron ion binding; heme binding; oxidoreductase activity, acting on paired donors, with incorporation or reduction of molecular oxygen. Lineage: Eukaryota; Viridiplantae; Streptophyta; Magnoliopsida; Poales; Poaceae. The coding region runs from base 131 to 1633 and encodes 500 amino acids. The transcript is spliced from 2 exons.